AUGAUAUUGUUAGCUCAGGUGUCAUCCAUAAACCGAGUCCUCCGAAAUCUAGCAGCCCAAAAAGAGAAGUCCACUUCACAGCAGCCGCCAUCGGACUGUUCCACACCAGUUUACGAUAGGCUGCGGCUACUUGGCACACCAGGGUCCACUCCAAGUUGGCCGAGAGCUCCUUGGCCUACGCAAAUUGACACCCGCAGUCCGUACCAACUCCACAACUUGAGUCCUGGACCGCAGGCUAUAGGCUGUAAUGGAGAUAUUCCGGUUAUGAAGAAAGGCGAAGAAACCUUAGAAGGUAUAGAAGGUUUGAAUUCAGAUGAAACGGGUUCGGGAGACAACUCGAACGCGGGUUCGAGCGGCGCAGACGACGACGCGGCAAGACUGCGUCUCAAGCGCAAGCUGCAGCGGAACCGCACCAGCUUCACUAACGAGCAGAUUGAUAGCUUGGAGAGAGAAUUCGAAAGAACCCACUACCCCGAUGUAUUCGCGAGAGAAAGACUCGCAGCUAAAAUUGGCCUUCCUGAAGCUAGGAUACAGGUGUGGUUCUCGAAUCGCCGCGCGAAGUGGCGUCGCGAGGAGAAGAUCCGCAGCCAACGCCGGAGCCCCGAGUGCUACGGGGCCCCAGCUCCCGCGCAGCCGGCGCCGCCACCGCUGCCCCCCGCGCCCGCGCCGCACCACCACACCCACCACACGCCGUAUCAGCCGCCUGUCAACGUUGAUACUUACAGUCCUCUAACACCCAUGGGCUACGGUGCAAGCAGUGGUAUGGUAUCAGACGCAUCGUUGUGUGAAGGCAGUGAAGCUGAUCUAUGCAAGAGCGGAUUCCUUGGAUAUCCUCGGUACGAGCUUGGAUAUCGGCAGCCCCAUCCCUAUGUCAACCAUGGCUACCAGCAUGAACCAGCAUCGCCGCCUCCAGAAUUAGGUGGUCUCCUUGGCGCGGGGGUAUCGGUACCUUUAGCAGUUCCAGGUCAAGAUUCGCAGCAGUACUGGUCUCGUCUACAGUGA
Molecule: messenger RNA, 1002 nt
Organism: Leptosia nina
Lineage: Eukaryota; Metazoa; Arthropoda; Insecta; Lepidoptera; Pieridae
Source: the annotation of a GenBank genome assembly